This is a messenger RNA of Dinoponera quadriceps, 2177 nucleotides long. Its product is annotated as orexin receptor type 2-like. NCBI's taxonomy places the organism in Eukaryota, Metazoa, Arthropoda, Insecta, Hymenoptera, Formicidae. The transcript is spliced from 7 exons. Bases 586 to 1899 code for a protein of 437 amino acids. Gene Ontology annotation, cellular component: membrane. The record is from RefSeq and is a predicted model, not a curated record. Gene Ontology annotation, molecular function: neuropeptide Y receptor activity. Gene Ontology annotation, biological process: G protein-coupled receptor signaling pathway.
GGACGAUCUCUGCUUGGACUUUCGUUAGAAGUUUACGCGCGGAUGUCGUCGGCAAAUGUAUGUCAACGAUUUUCCGGAGCGAUUCUGGACUGUUAGAUGGACGGAUAUCGCGGAUUAGGCAUCUACGGAUCUUAGGAUACCAACCUGACGUUACGUCGGAGUUCAAAUGCAUAACCCGAGAACAAUAUACCAGCAGAUGAACGGUUCGAGACUAUGUUCUUUAUUCCGCACGGACUAAGCUGAUUGCAAUAAAGCUUUGAGGAGCGAAGGAAUGCAUAAUAUCUGGCUCAAAUAAAUUCCUCAUGCCGAGAUCGCGUCGAGAUAAGCUAUGGAGAGAAAAAAUAAAGAAUAAACUUGAAGAGCAGUUUUCCUCAAGAAUUGCGCGCUUAUCAAGUAGCGACUUUCAGGUGACUUCAAACCGACGUUCAGUUCAACCGUUUGCUCGUUUAAAUAAACGGACAUCCAUCAAUAUGUUGAUAUCACGGAAAGUCGUACCCACGGAUAAAUCACGAACGAAACUUUUGCACAACAUGUAACUCUUCGUGGGAACUUCGGUAUUUCCGGCAUACGUCACGCGGAUGUAAGAUGAAUCUCGCCAUAUCGACGAUCGCCGUUUGGCUGGCGUCGAUGACACCUCGUUUAAGCUAUGCGGUCGACGACGCGGACUAUUACUCGUCCGCGGAGAACGAACGUCCCGCCAACGUUACAAACUGCACGAACGACUACUGCAUCUCGGACGAGGAUUAUUUCGAGCUGAUGGUAAAGCACAUAUUUCCGAAGCUGUCCGACUGGGUGCUGAUCGCGAUGCACAGCGUCGUCUUUGUGGUCGGCCUGAUCGGCAACGCGCUUGUCUGCAUGGCUGUCUAUCGGAAUCACUCGAUGAGAACCGUCACCAAUUAUUUCAUCGUGAAUCUGGCAGUGGCCGACCUGCUCGUCUUGCUGAUCUGUCUGCCGCCGUCGGUACUUUGGGACGUUACGGAGACCUGGUUCCUCGGACUGAAACUCUGCAAGGCUGUGCCUUACCUUCAGACAGUAUCGGUGAGUGUGAGCGUUUUGACGCUGACUUUCAUAUCGAUCGACCGGUGGUACGCCAUAUGCUUCCCGCUGCGGUUCAAGUCAACAACCGGCCGUGCAAAAACAGCUAUCAUAAUCAUCUGGUUGAUAGCGUUGCUCUUCGACAUCCCGGAUCUGCUGGUGUUGCACACAGUGCCGUCGAACAGUCGAGUGCAGACUAUCCUAUUCACGCAGUGCAUCUGGUCCUGGAGUCAAGAAAGUCAAACUACCUUCACGAUCGUCAAGUUGAUCCUCCUGUAUACCGGGCCGUUACUCUUCAUGAGCGUGGCGUACUGGCAGAUUGUACGCGUCCUUUGGAGAAGCGACAUUCCCGGCCACAAUCUUUCCACUAGGGUGUGCCAUUCAAACGAGGUUCCAUUGUCCGGGGGUGGAAAUCCGGAGGGUCAAUUGAGAUCACGACGGAAAGCGGCGAAGAUGCUGGUCGCGGUGGUCCUCACUUUCGCAAUAUGUUUCUUUCCGGUUCAUUUACUGUCUAUUCUAAGGUCUACCAUGAUGCUACCGUCGAAUCAAUGGACAAUCGCUGUUAGUCUGAUCGCCCACUGGCUUUGUUACUUCAACAGUGCGGUGAAUCCUGUCAUCUAUAAUUUUAUGAGCGGGAAAUUUCGGAAGGAAUUUAAGCGUACCUUUCGCUGUUCCCGCAACGGCAAAGCUUGCGCCCAUAAACGUGGAUACGUCACGAGUGUCUUGGAUCCUCUUAAGCAGCGAUCUCGGACUAACACAAGAUCGAUUAACACAUUGUCCAAUAAUAAUAACGUUCAACAGAGUACCGAGGUUAUACCUCUCAGUGCUAUAAUCAGUAUGCCGCAAAAUGAAAAAUUUGGAUGAGUGCAAAACGGUUAAAUGAAAUUUCCUUUGUCGAAUUGAGAUGAACUCGACCCAUACGACGCUAUCUUUUAUUCAAUUGGCUUGUAAAUAUGCUAUUACGAAACAUUAGUCUGCACGAUUGGAUUUACUGCUUUACAAAUAUAUUUUGCUUUAUUAUAUCGCAGAUAUAUAGAUAAUAGGUAAUAAGAAGCAUCACAGAUCGAUAAUCAAAAUUGUUAAAUUAAACGCAUAAUAAAAUUUAAAAGAAGCAAACGCAAAAGUGUAAAUACAAUUCCGUU